UGCGGCGUCACAGUCCCGGCAGCAGCAGCAGCAACAACAACCACCGCGAGGACGAGGCGAAGGGCAGCGGCGGCAGCAGGAGCAGCCCCGGGCCGGGCGUCUUGGGCAGCGGGGCGAAGAUGGCGCUUCGGCAGGCGCUGGGAAGGGGCGCGCGGCUUGGCCGGGGCCUGCUGUGGCGCUGGCUCGGGGGAGCGCCUCCCCCUCCUGCUCCGCCGAAGCCGGCCGCCCUUCUCGCCCGCCGCCCGCAGCAGCCGCCGCCGGCCCGCCCGGGCUUCCUGCGCGAGGCCGCGGCCCGGCUGGGCCUGACCGGCGGGCCUCCAUCGCCGGGUCUGCUGUUGUUCCGGCAAAUGGCGCCGCGGGUCCCCCUCGGGCCCCGCCGCCUCGGGCUGGCGUUCGGCCUCGGGCUGGCGCUUCUGGAGCCGGCGCUGGCCGAGCAGAGGCAGGCGAGCGAGGCCUGUAAGGGCAUCCAGACAAUAUUUAUCCACAGGAACAAACCUCAGAAAGAGCCCCUGGGCUUAUUCCGCCAGCAAGGCUUCAAACUGGAAGAAUAUUCCAUUGGACGAUCUAUUGGCAAAGGCUGCAGCGCAGCUGUGUAUGAAGCAACAACCCCUUUUGCCAUGGCUCACAAAGCAAGCUCGGAGCCAAAAGCUGAUGAUUUUGAUCAUUGUGAUGGUUCAGAUGCCCAGACUGGAGGGGGAAAGAUCUGCGAAGUUGGUUGUUGGAGAACUGGCUUCCCGCUGGCAAUCAAGAUGAUGUGGAACAUUUCGGCUGGUUCUUCAAGCGAAGGUAUCCUCAAUUCCAUGUCACAGGAGCUUGUUCCAGCCAGCGGCUCGGCCUUAUCUGGAGAAUUUGGUGCAAUCACUCCUCCCAGGCAACUUGUCUUCGGGAAGAAGAGGCUGAAACCUCAUCCAAAUAUAGUCCAGGUGCUUCGAGCAUUCACAUCACAUGUCCCACUGCUUCCCGGUGCAACGGUGGACUAUCCAGAUGUUCUGCCCUCCACACUGAAUCCCUCUGGAAUAGGGCACAGCCGCACACUCUUCCUAGUGAUGAAAAACUACCCAUGCACGCUGCGCCAGUAUCUCUGCGAGAGGAGCCCAGCUGCCCACCAGGGCACCAUGAUGAUCCUGCAGCUACUGGAAGGGGUGGACCAUCUUGUUCGACACGGAGUGGCUCACAGGGAUUUGAAGUCUGACAACAUCCUUGUUGAGUUUGAUGCCGCUGGGUGUCCAGGGCUGGUCAUCUCAGAUUUUGGCUGCUGUUUGGCCGACAAAACAAUUGGCUUGAAACUCCCUUUUACCAGCUGGUAUGUGGAUCGUGGGGGCAACGGCUGCCUCAUGGCACCAGAGGUGGUCACUGCUACCCCUGGCCCGGGGGUUGUGAUAGACUACAGCAAAGCAGAUACAUGGGCAGUUGGGGCAAUGGCAUAUGAGAUCCUUGGUGCCCAUAACCCCUUCUACAGCAAAGGGGGAGCCGCUCUGGAAAGCAGGAGCUAUCAAGAUGAAGACCUGCCACCCUUGCCAGAAACUGUACCCCUGGAAGUGAGGAAGCUGGUUGGAUUGCUGCUUCGGAGGGAUCCGGCCAAGAGGCUCUCUGCACGCGUUGCAGCCAACGUCCUCCACCUGAGUCUCUGGGGUGGUGAUACUCUCAGCCUGGAGGACCUGAGACCCGCCAAGAUGGUUGGCUGGCUUCUUCACCAAUCACUCGCCACCUUACUGACAGACCGCUUUGGAGAUGGGAGCAAAGUCGAAACAACACUGAAGAGGUGCUUUUUGGCAAACCUGGAGUAUGAAGAUCUCUUUGAGGCAGCUGCCUUGCUCCACUCUUGGAGGAGCAUAGUGUUGUGAUGGGCUCAGAUCUGCUCACAGCCGUUGUUGCCGUUUCCUCUGAUGUUCCACUAAAAGCAUUUAAACUGGCUAAGCUACUGCUUCCUUGCAGGGAAAAAAAUACUGUAGGUAAGAAGCACUUUUGAGGGAUUGGAGUGUUCUCAUUGCAAAGGUAGUCUGCUGAAAAACAAACAAACCCUAAACAAACCUGAUGUGGUCAUUGCAUUUGGCCAGCAAAAAAAGAACAGCUGUAUAUUUUGUUAAUGUAGAGCUGAAGGGAAGCACACACCCUGCCUAAGAGCCACUGGUGGCAUAGAUUUGGGGUUUGAGUAUAUAUGUUGGUGUAUAUUAUACUCUAUUGUAAAUCACCUUGAGAUUGAAAGGUAGGAUGUAAUCUUCUAAAUAAUGGGCGGCUCACCUGUGCCCCCCCCCCCCCGAGGAUGUUGGAGGCUGCAACAUUUGGCCAGUGGUCAGGGGGUGUUGGGAGCUGCAGUCCAGCAACAGCUGGAGGCCCAGAGAUGCUUAAUCCUUGUUAUAGAUAAGUGGGGAUGGGGAGUCUCUGUGAAGGACAAGAAUGUUUUAGGGAAGCAAAGUGAAAGGAGGGCUUUGAAUCAGGAGGAGAAAGCACCUUCCAUUUGGACUGGAGUACUUCCAUAUUUUUUUUUGCUAAUUUGGGUAGGAGCAGUGAAGGGUCAUUUGCAUUUAAGACAUCCAAAAAUUCUGAGUGUGAUUCUUUUCUUUAUAUUAAAAAAGAGAAGCAUCACACUACUUUGAUGAUCCGGCUGGCAACAAAAAAUUCAGUCCUUGCUUUGCCAUCCCAAUCACUUGCCUAUCAAGGAUUCCACAUGUUUGCCUGCAUGGAAUUCCUGAUCAUUCAUAGCGACCAGGCCAAGCAGUUUAAAGGAUGCUUUAGUGGCACAGGACUUCUAUAUAUUUAUAUAUCAAUACUAGAAAGGAAGUUGAUGGAAUCCCAAACCACUCCAUGCAGUUGAUUUCUAGAAAGCAACUAUCACAGUGAUCUGCCAGAUAUACUUUCGGAGACUAUUUUAAGACUUAAAAACUGGGGGGCUGGUUCACAUGACAUCUGCAACUAUAAAACAAUUCCCAUGAAUUGUGCAAACCCCAACUGGAGGGUGCAAGAGUCCCUGGAUUAUUCCCUCUUCAUAUGAUGAACAAGAGGAGAGGUAAAAGGGCUGGGUUGGGGGAGAGAAGUGUCUACCUAAGCUUUGGCAUCACAGUAGGCUAACUGAGCCACCUCUCAUUUGGCAAAAUGAAUAAAUGUUGAUGUUCAACUGAAUGACUUUGGGGUGUUAACAGUUAGCCUGUGUUGAGCAUUCUUAAUUACUUUAGUUGGACUUGGUAGCUGUUGAGGUGUUUGUUGCUAGUUGGGAGAGUGAAUUAGGUUACCUUUUGGUGAAAUAAAGUGUGUGUUUCUUAAACACUAAAA
Zootoca vivipara (common lizard) is the source of this 3270-nucleotide messenger RNA. It is a transcript of the gene PINK1, whose product is annotated as PTEN induced kinase 1. Gene Ontology annotation, cellular component: mitochondrion. Gene Ontology annotation, molecular function: protein serine/threonine kinase activity; ATP binding. The record is from RefSeq and is a predicted model, not a curated record. Gene Ontology annotation, biological process: positive regulation of mitochondrial fission; protein phosphorylation; regulation of apoptotic process. NCBI's taxonomy places the organism in Eukaryota, Metazoa, Chordata, Lepidosauria, Squamata, Lacertidae.